Messenger RNA from Peromyscus maniculatus bairdii (prairie deer mouse), 3365 nucleotides. NCBI's taxonomy places the organism in Eukaryota, Metazoa, Chordata, Mammalia, Rodentia, Cricetidae. The record is from RefSeq and is a predicted model, not a curated record.
GCUCCUGCUCCGGGACCCGCCAGGGCAGAACCGACGAAGCCCUCCGGGGUUAACCUAAAACUUGGUGAACCCCUAAGCCCCGAGGGUCCCCGUUUCCGCGUUUGUCAGGCUGGCAAAGUCGCAUCUCUUGUCCCGGCGCGAGGCUGCUGAGGAUCGCGGGCUUCUGCCGCUUCGAAUUCCCCCGUGGAAGGGAAACUGGCAGCGUCAUGCCGGACUCCAGUCACUUGUCCCUCCGCACCCUUGCCCAGCGCCCCCCGCCCGGCUCCCCCACCCCCCCAGAGCGCCAGGCCCGGGAACUGAGCCUCGUCAGCCCCCGUCCCCGCCCCCGGAACCAGCGGCCGAGGGGCGUGGAGCGGCGCGCGCGGGUACGGCGAUGGGGAGGGCGGCGGGGGGCGCGCGUCUCCGCGGCCCGGGCCCGCGCAGCAGGUGCGGCCAGGCCCCACCUCCACCCCACCCCCAAGGGGUCCCGGCGACUCACCCCGACGAUGUUCCUCAGCGACCUAACAGCCGCCACACACGCCUCUUCCGCCAGCAACGACCUUGCCUCGUGGCCGCCGCCCCCUCGACCGCCGCCGUCGCCGCCUUCCCCGCCGCCGCCGUCGCGGCGCGCGCCCGCCUUCACGCACACCGCCGUGGCCGCGCACGCGCUCUGCGCGCUGGCGUCACUUAGCAACGGAUCCCCCGUGGGCCGGUAGGACCCAGGAUUUCAGGGCCCCCGGGUCGCUUCCGGCGGGGUUUUGUGGCGCGUCUCCGCCCGUCGGAGGCGAUUGCCCCUCCUGAACUGAAGCCCUCAGGGUGUGGCCGCCCUGCCGGCACCUGGCUCGGGGUAAGUCACGUCAUCGCACGUCACUGAAUAGCGUCAUCGGUCGCGUCACUGCGUAUGGGGAAGAGCCGGAGCGCCUGUUGGGGAAAUCCCUAAGCUGGUUCACUGAUGGACAGUCGGCUAGGUGCGAGAAAGUUCUACAAGGAGGAAGAGUGAGCCAAGACUACCAAAUGUAAAGUAUAAAACUGGACUUCAUCUUUCCCGUAAGAAGAAACCGUGGAGCAAGGAAAGCAGGGGCUGUGGGCUUCCAAGCCGUAGAAAUCGGGGUGCAAGUCUGAGCCUGGCUGAAGCUAGAGAGUCGUCUCCCUUGAAAGUUAGGUACUUAGCUGGGUGCGAGGUUUUGAAGACGGAAGACAGUUCCAAGCAAAGACAUCUUAAAUAGGAAGUGAAAAUGAACAGAAACCGCAGGGGCUGGGCCAGGGAAUGUCGCAUUGUAGUACCCUGGAGAAGUGAUCAGAACCGCCAAGGCGCUGCGAGUGGGAAUGUGAAUGUGAAGGCCAGCGCUGGUGGGGAGUGGGGGUAGGAGUUGGUGAAUAAGUAGGCCAGGAUUCUAGGAUGGGUGCUGAGAUAGGCUGAUGGAAAGAAAGAUGCCUUUGCGUCCGUAGGUGGUGUGUUGCUAGACGGUGAUGGCAUUCCUGGCCGAUGACUAUGGUAGCAGUGCCUGUGAAUGUGAAUGAGUAUGUUGGUUGGAGAAGCACCCUCCCUCAAGCCUUUCGUGUGGAAUGAUAUCCAUCAAUUUAAUACUUCUAGCUUUUGCUACGUAUGUCCCCAGUUUACUUUUCCUUGGAGAACUGGCUUCUAGAUUGAUAAAUUUAAAAGAACAAACUGGACGUGGGAAGCCUUUGAAGAAACUGUUAGGGUGUGGUGGAAUGAAGGUGCCUAGUCCAGGGGUACAAAGCAAAUCCUAGAGUUUAACAUUAGGAAACUGCCCGCAGGUAACACCCAAUUCCAACUUUGUUAAUUGUGUUUUACAGAAUAAUGUUCCCUACACUGACACACACACACACACCGCCCCCAUCUCCAUAAUCUGCUAAUACGUUCUGUAACAUCACAGAAGGGAGUUUGCAGAUAUGGUUCAGUUAAGGACAUGACAUACCCUGAAUUGGCCUGCUGGGCUAGGGACAAGAGCAGAGUUGGAAAAGGGCAUAUGAGAGAAGCAAAGGUCACAGAGAUUUGAAGACAUCACCCAGUUGGCCCUAAAAAUGGAUCCAAGGGAGUACAGGCAGCCUAUAGAAGCUGGAAAGGGCAAGCAACUGGAUUCUUGAAUUAAGGACGUUUGACUUCUAGAACACUAAUAUGAAUUGUUGUUAAAGCACUCAGUUUGUACUAACUUGUUACAACAGCCAUAAGAGACCAGUGCAGUCAACAAUAAAGAUGACAGUUCCCCGGUGCGUUCUCCUUCAUGUAGAAAGAAAAAGCACAGUUUAUCAGGCUGCUUCACUGUGGUUAUGGUCUCAUGGAGGGGCCCUCCACAUUUAGAGGAAAACAUCAAACAGCCAAAUUACACAGGUCUGUGACUGAUGAGAGAAGUUGAGGUUUGGAGGAAGUUAAGCCCUCAGACAUGGAUGAGAUCAAUCAAGGCAAAAAUAUAACCUCAACUCUUAUAUUAGACUCAGUUGCUUAUAACAACAGCAUCCUUAAAAAUCCAACUAAGGCCGUUUCACCAAACACUUAAGAGUUAGUAUAAGCUGUGAUACUUCUCUCUGGACAGCUGUGGCUGUUAUACUCAGUUAUACAAGCCAUUCAGUUUGGAGGCAAGGUAAACACAUGGGUAGAUAGCUGGUUGCCAUAAAUGGGGUUUGUUGUUUGGUUGGUUUUGUUAAGGUGUAGGCAGACUAUAAGGGUAAAACAGCUAAUAGACUAAGGUUUAGAUCCAUGACAUGCAGUCCUUUUCUAGGAAACCUAUCGGAGUCCUGAAUUGGUUAAAAUGCUCUUUCUCCAUAUUAAUAUAAUGCCCAUGCAUUGUAGCAUUUGCUGUAAUAAUGGUGCUUACUACAUGCCAGGUACACAUUCCUGUACCUGUGCUCCUCCUGUUUCAGUGUUCAGGCAUUACGAGUCUUGUAACAGCCCUUGAGUAGGUGAUAUUACUAAUUACCAUACUUACAGAUCAGAAAGCUACAUCACAGAAAGUUGAAGUAAUUACUCAAGUUCACAAAGUUAAUAAGUGAUAGAGCCAGGAUUCCCAAUGCUAGAACCCAUGUGCUGUAACCAUUCAUACCAAAUCCUCCCUGUUCACAUGAGGGGUGCUAGAAACACGGCUUACACAACUCAGCAGUGUUUGUGUUGCAGGGCUGGUGUGUGUGUGUGUGUGUGUGUGUGUGUGUGUGUGUGUGUGUGUGUGUGAUCCCACUCUCCCUUCCAUGAACACCAGAGACUCUUCUUUCCGAGUUGGAAGUCACAAAUCCUUGGGCACUCUGGAUAGCUGAUGCAUCUCUCUUCAUAGGCUAUACCAGUUGUAUAAAUGAAUUGUGUAACCAUGUUUCCCAUUCAGUCCCUGCCCCGAAGCACUGAGUAAAUUUGCUCACUUGGCAUUUGUAACUGA